GAUAAAAGAUCAAGGACUGAAUAGUCAUUCUCUAUUUGCGAAAGUGGAUACAACGGGAAACCACAAUAGCCUGAGUCUGUUAGGGAAGAUGACCCCAGCGAGGAAGCGGAACUGUUACCUUCGCUGAGAUGCGGCGCCUCUUCACAAUAGCAACGAUAACAGUACUACUGUCGCUCUGGCCAAGAGCAUCCCUCAAUGGACGCAACAGUAUCGUUGGCGCCGUUUACGAGUACGAAGACCGAGAAGUUCACAGUUACUUCUACAAAUCUAUCGAUCCGGAAGAUUUUCUUCUUGGAGUUAUCGUGCCGGUGCACUCCCAACCUAACCUAACUGAGGUGAACCCGUUGAGGUGCGGCGACGUCUUGGAACAGGAGGGUAUCCAGAGGGUGGAAAUGGCCUUGCGAACAGUAGCAGAGAUCAACGAACGCCGCGAUCUUCUACCCAAUACGACCUUAGGCAUACAUGUCCGGGAUUCAUGCAACUAUCCUCCGAUAGCCCUAGAGCAAACAAUUAAUUACAUUCGGGCUUCCGUCUGGCAUGACAGCGAUUACCAAGAGACACCGUAUCCGUGGAGUCAGUCUCACUCAAUUGAAACAUACAGCCUAAAGAAAUGCACAGUACCAGAAAAACGAAGAAAUCUUGUUGCCGUUGUUGGACCAGCAACUUGCACCGGUAUCAUUCAGGUGAAAAACCUUCUACAACUAUUCGGCAUCCCUCAGAUAGGUUACUCAGCAACGGCAGCUAUUCCCGCCGAAUACUCCAAGUACUUCCUGUCAGUGAUUCCAAAUGACACCGAUCAGAAUCGGGCUAUGCUUGACAUACUCGUACGCUUCAACUGGACAUACGUCUACACGAUCCAUUCGAGCGAUGAUGAUUACGGGCCUAUGGCGAUGCACGACUUCAAAAUCAAGGCGUACACGCGAGGGAUCUGCGUGGCGAAAAGUUCCACGCUUUCGCCAACGUCACAGACGAGUGAUUACGAGGCAGCCGUACGUAAGAUGAUGAAUACACCCGUAAGGUCCACUGGUGCUCGGGUUAUCGUUGCCUACCUCGAAAAGAAGAUACUUAUGCGUUUCCUGCACACCCUUAAGCACCUAAACGCCACCCACAGGUUCCUGAUCCUUGCCAGCGACACCUGGGGGACGGAUCCAGAGGUUGUUCGGGCACUUGAGGAUGUCGCCGAAGGCUGCAUGACGCUAAGCUUCCCGAAGCCAUCGGGCACCGCUUUUCGGGAGUACUUCACAGCUCUGAGGCCAGAAACCAAUUCCUACAACCCUUGGUUCAGGGAAUUCUGGGAAGAUCGAUUUAAGUGUACAUUGCCAAGAAGAGAAGACUCAUUAAAAAUACUAAAAUAUCACCGAUGGUGUACAGGUAAUGAAACGUUGAACGAUGGCUCUUUUCGCGAGGAUCCAAAAAUUGACUAUCUUCGAAGGUCGAUAUACCUCGUUGCCCACGGGCUUCAUCGAAUGAUUGAGGAUCACUGCGGCAGCGUUCACUACGGCGCGACACACGACGAAGCAGUCGACGGUGAGCCAGGACCGGAUCGUAAUUCGACUCGAAAAGAUUGCGUUUCAAAGAUGCACGUUAACGCUACAGCUUUUGUAGCUUAUCUUAAUCGAACGAGCUUCGUUUGGCCGCCGGAUGCGCCGAAUUCUUCAGAAACGAUAGAAGUCAAUCCGCCAGGCGUCUACAAUAUCUACAACUUUCGAAAGGUAAAAGAACGGUCGUAUGACUAUGUGCAAAUCGGCACAUGGAAACGUGUCGACGGCUUACAGCUUUGGGAGGACCCGGUCUUUAAAGGUGGUUCCAGAAUACUACCAGAGUCGAUCUGCAGCAAACCUUGUGAAAAAGGACAGAUUAAGAAUGUUUGGUGGCCUGGCAAUUGCUGUUGGAAAUGCUUAUCUUGCAAUCAGACCCAAUUUAUCCAGGAUGAGUACAACUGUGGUAAUUGCGGACAGGGAUUUCUACCUAACGCCAAUCUCACCGGAUGCUAUGCCAUUCCCGAGGAAUACAUAAAAUGGAAAGAUUCAGCGGCAUUACUCGUUAUCGCGGUAGCAUCCGUAGGCGUCGCAACAACGUGUUUGGUAACGCUGAUAUUCGUCCAGCAUAAUCUGACACCAGUUGUCAAGUCAUCGACGCGGGAACUUUCGUACAUCAUUCUAGUUGGCAUGGCUAUGUCCCAUGGGACAUCCCUUGCUUUUUUAUUUAAGCCCUCAGACUAUUCGUGCUUCGCGGUUCGCGUUCUGCCUCCGUUUAGUCUAACAAUGAUGUAUGCUCCGCUGCUCGUGAAAACGGUCCGCAUUGCCCGAAUCCUUGGCAAUAUCCGUUCGCUUGCGAUAACCCCACCGAAACGAUUUCUCUCAAGCACUUCACAAGUUGUCAUCACAUGCAUACUCAUCUUUAUACAGGUGGUUAUCCUGACAUGCACCCAAUUAAUUUUGCCGUCGGGCUGGGAACAUGAGUAUCCAGCGUAUGAUCGCGUUACGCUCCAAUGUCGUAUGCCGCACCCGUCAAUAAUGUUGCCUUUAGCGUUCAACUUUCUGCUCAUCAUCCUUUGCACCGCGUACGCCGUCAAGACCCGCAACGUGCCGGAAAACUUCAACGAGGCCAAGCUCAUUGGUUUCACCAUGUACGCAACUGUAGUGAUCUGGAUCUCAUUCCUGGCCAUAUACUUUGGCUCACCGUAUAAAUCGGUGGCAUUUGCGCUCUCGUUAAGUUCUACUGCCCAUGUCGCACUUUCACUCAUGUUUUUUCACAAGGUGUACAUUAUUGUGUUCCACCCUGAGAAGAACCAGCCGUCGGUGUUCCGCCAGUUAACAGAUAAUAUGCGAAUGCACAUUGGGGCCCAGGAUAGUUCCAGCUUCAAAUCGUCUAUAUAUAACACCACGGGUGACUCACCAUCGCCAAUAGGCAAAGGAACCUUCAAACUUCGUCCGGAAAAGAAGCGCUACUCACAUAGUUCUUCGACGAAGAAAAAAGCGAGCGAAAAGCGCGCUGAACAAAUGCGCAAGGCCACGGCGAUGAAAAUCGCCCAGGACCUCGACAGGAGGUUGUCUCGGACCUCAACGUCGGACCCCGCGUUUAGCCUCAACAGAUUCAUCGAUAACGUGAAUAAAGCAGGCGGUGUCCACGGACCGGUUAUGGUUGGCCACAACGUAAAUCAUAGCAAUAACAUAAGCAAUGCCCACCUCUCAGUGGCACUUGCGCCACAACACAGUCCGCACUUGCCCCCACUGUCGCCGCUUCCGCAGGCCCUUACCCAUGUCGUAGUGAGCCCGCAGAGCUCUGCCGAACAGGACGGCUUAUACGCUAACUCAAUGUCAAGGUUCAAUCAAUUCGAUUCGGACAACAACUCGGCAACAAACUCUGAGAACCUGGACACGCUUGAUACUCGCAAGCAAUCACAGAAUAGCGAUAACACCUAUGAGAGUGUCGUACCUGUGAAACGAAAAAUGUCUCGAGGGUAUUCGGGUUUGCCUAGGUAUUUGCCUCAAACACCAACGGCGGAUCGUCCGAGUGGCCGAUCAGAUUUUAACAUAGCGGCUACAGCUUCGAAAGGAUAUCGCUUAUCUAUUGACCAGAGCCAGGCCACGUCUUCUGGCCGAUUCAAAGUGCUUUCCGAGCACGACGACGAAAUCUCCGAACCUGAACAGACCGUUAGUGAAGGCCAUGAAAAGAAGUCUAAACAUAAGGAAAAAUCUAUAAAGGACAAAGAAAAUCCAAUGCAGUCGGUAUCCUUACAGCAGCAACAAUCACAACAGCAGUCACAGCCACAACAACAACAGCAGCCGCAACAGCAAGCACAGAAUCAAUCGCAGUCUCAGAAUAGGUUCAAACAUGAUGCCCUAGAAUUGCGACGUUUUCACGAACCAUUCCGCUAUGAUUGGUACUAUAAGCAGCCGUACGCAACACGGGUGCCAUACCGGCCCGCGAUCACUUAUCCAAAGGAACUGAAGGAUCUCAGCACAGGUCUAUGCUCCGGCUCUUUGUCGGGAGCUGGUAAUGGAAGUCAGAGCAAGGAGAGCCUUUCGCUUGUCCGUCGGUCACCAGGCCCCAAACGAUCGUUGGAUCAUACACGGGAUACUCGUGAAACGGAAAAAGGCCGUGAUCGAUUAUUCGUGCACCGACUUUCCCUUGAUCAAGGCAUUGGGUUGAGAAAUGCCGGAGAUCAAGCUCUUCGCGAUACCGCGUCGUCGUUUCUCUCCGAUGGCCGCAAGAGCGGUAAUAGCACCCCUAAACGAAAAGUGUCCUGUGAACGAUGCACACCGGACGGCAGCCCAGAAAGCGAGCGGUUGGAAACUGGCCUGAAAACAGGUGGCCUAAAAACCGGGCUUGGCUUAAGCGAUAACAUGAUGCUCAUUGACGACUCGUCAGUGGAGGACCUUACGAACAAGGCUGAUUAGUUCAAAUUUGUUGUUUUCAUAAUCAUCAGCUUUAGUUCUCCUUCUUGUAGUGUUCUUAGAGUAAUUUAGUUAUUAUACAUCUGUCAGCCACAUAUAAAUGUGCAAAAUGGACUCUCAUACAGACUCGUCUCACAAAUAGGGAAUUUAAAAAAUAUAUAUUUUGCAUGUUUCUAUAAAUCAAUUGUUUGACAGACCUCUCUAGGCAUAAAAUUUUUAACUGAGGUUUGAUAGGCGACUUUCAGGACACGUUUGGCCGUACGCAUGCUCAUGGACGUUAGUCACACUGUUGACACUACAAUCAGUUCGUAUACAGAUUUCGUACCUGGCUAGCUCCAGCAGUAGCUACCAUUCUUUAAUGGGAAUUACACUUUCGAAGUAAAUUUUAUCAUGCAUAACGAAUGAUGAGAGUCUGCUUGUUGAAAAAGAAUGCGACAUUUAUGCUCUUGCAUAACUUACGAGCGCUUACAGAAGUUACGCACGAAGAGCCAUUUCAAUUCAAAGCUCACAUGUGUUAUAUCAAUCUAUAACAUGUGAGAGUUUUAUUAAGCUGUUAGGGUAAUUAGGCCGAUAGAACUGUGAGCGCCUCAGUAAUCACCCGAUGAUCGUGUUUUUAGUGCUUUAAAAAUGAUCGGUUCGGGACUGCUAAAGUACUGCCUCGAUAACUGCUACCACUUUGUGCGUCCCGGUACGUGAGAAAUAUAAUACAAGGAUUCGUUAUAUAUAUAAUAUAAUACAAGAAGUUUGUAAUAAUAACGGUAAUUGUGACGUGAAUCUAUUUUUGCUAUUAUGUGAUACAUUACUGAGUGGUUGCUAAUAUUUAUCUGGCAUCUUUCUUUCAUUUUUGUUUGUAUUUCCACGCAGUUUCUAAAUUAAACUUCAAGGCCAACGGAUAAGGAGACCCCUCACCAUUUUUGCUCCUAUAGUCAUUGCAAUGGUCGGUGGCAGCUUUCGUUAAAGAGCGAUCAUAUAUAUAUAUAUAUAUAUAUACAAUGUAUAAUUCUCGAGACAGUCCACAACUCUAUAUGGCACCUUUGUUAAAAAAAAAUUUGAAACAGCUCAGUUAAACAAAGUUUUUGGAUAAAAUUAUAAAAAAGUUAACAUAAGAUCUCCCGAAAGUAACAGAAAUCCUAUUUAACGAUUUGACAAAGAAUUGUAUCACAAACAUUGACACUUGCCGUUCUCUACGCUGAUUCUAGAUCUGCAAAUAGAUAGUCAUAAGGGGUGUAUUAUAAAACACGUACCGGGAUUUCGUUGAUUCGUCGUGGUAACAAAUUGAACCCUUUACGCUACAGCUAAACUCAACGCGCAAGCGCGCGGUUCACCCUGAAGGACCUUAAGUGACCUAAAGCAGUUCGUUAAUUGUGUGACGCGCUCAUAUCAACGUGAUCAUUCACAAAAAUCGUGAAUGACAAAUGGUCACUGUUUGAGUAUCGGUGUAGCACUUACAUAAUUGAUGAUAAUAAUGAGAAGGACACAGAUUGAGGCAUGAAAAAUUCAACAUGUGAUUUCUUGAUAGUAGCUCCAGCUGUUGAUCCAUUAAAGGUAGGUCGGUAUGUAAUAAUAUCAGAGAUGCCGAAAUACGGUCGUUGUGCUUGAAUGGCGUGCUACAAACUCUGUCGAACUAGCGUAAUGAAAAGAUAAUAUAACUAUGGAAAAUAGCCUUGAUAGAAUGAUUUAACUGCUUCUGGGGCCAAACCAAGACCAAUAGUGCCGUAUCAAAGCUACCUAACAUGGUAGUUACUAAUGUAUUAAAAUCAAUAUAAAUACUCGUUGUUAACUAGAACAAAGUGGUGUUUUAACUUUGAACAUUACGCAACCGUGAUUAACACCCAAGGUCAGAAUACAAAGGUGAGCGAAAUGCUUUCUGAAUGAAAGAAGUUAAAGGAUGGAUGUAAAUGGCACCUGUUUCCUGGUUCUGCGCGUAAACAUAUAAGUUCAAUAGGUCCCACGUGAAGUGGUAUGGUUUAAUAAAAGUCCUAAAAAAGUUUUUUCGGAUUAAAAUGCUAUACGAAAUUCAUAUUUUCAGGACAUCCGAGCAAAUAGAAAAUAUAUGAAUGAUCGCGGUCUUACGAGAUUCGA
This is a messenger RNA of Varroa destructor (honeybee mite), 6482 nucleotides long. Its product is annotated as metabotropic glutamate receptor 3-like. Gene Ontology annotation, molecular function: G protein-coupled receptor activity. The record is from RefSeq and is a predicted model, not a curated record. Gene Ontology annotation, biological process: G protein-coupled receptor signaling pathway. NCBI's taxonomy places the organism in Eukaryota, Metazoa, Arthropoda, Arachnida, Mesostigmata, Varroidae. Gene Ontology annotation, cellular component: membrane.